CACAUGGGGUACGAUUCCUCCAAACAAUCACGGCAUUACACAAUAGUUGAUUUCUUUUAGUUACGCAGGUUAGGGUAUGGGGUUUUUUUAAAUUUAAUAAUUUGAAAGUUUGCUCCUUUCUGGUUUUCUUUUUCCCUCUAUUCAUCACCUCCUUCUUUUCACCCAAGUAUCCAUGGAAGCUUCUCUUCCACUCUUUGCUUCCUUCUCUCUCUAAGAACAAAAAGAACCUUGAAAAGUUUUGGCAACCUUUUAUUAUUUCAGGAGUCUUAGCUUCCUUCUCUCUCUAAGACGGGGGGAAAAAAAAAAAAACAGAGAGAAAGAACCUGUUGUCCACCAGGACUAAUGCUGUCUUCUGUCGCUCUAAAAACUAAAAACACCAGGAAUAACCUCUGUAACUGUGACCCCAUGAAACCAUCCAUGUCACUGCAAGCCUUGUUUCUCUCUCUUCUUGUAAUCGACCUCAAUUUCUCUGUCUCCAAUGCUUUCAAUUACUCAAACUUCAAUGGAGCCAACAUGACUCUAUCAGGCUCUGAGAUCACCUCAAGUGGAGCCCUGCAACUAACCAACAACUCUCUGAGAGUAAUUGGCCAUGCCUUCCAUCCCAUUCCUUUACAAUUCAAAAACUCCUCAGAAGGCUCUGUAUUCUCUUUCUCCACAUCCUUUGUUUUCGCAAUAAGCCUACCGAACCCCGAACCAGCUAGUGGAUUUGCCUUCGUAAUCUCUCGUUCAACCCAACUUCAAGGAGCUAUGUUUGCCCAAUUUCUUGGUUUGUUCAAUGCAACGAGCAAUGGAGACCCCAAUAACCAUAUAUUUGCAGUGGAAUUCGACACCAUCCAAAACAUCGAGUUCCUGGACAUCAACAAUAACCAUGUCGGUAUCGAUCUCAAUAGCUUGCGGUCUAAUGCAUCGGCCCCUGCCGGUUAUUACACACCAGAUGGCCAAAACACCAACAGGCAAAAUUUAAGCCUCAAGAGUGGAGACCCAAUUCAAGUGUGGAUAGAUUACAAUGGUACAGAGCAGCUGCUCAAUGUGACUCUCUCUCCUCUUGGAGUAUCAGGACGAAACAGCCGGCCUUUGCUCUCUUACAGGGUCGAUCUUUCCUCUAUUUUUCAGGAGUUUAUGUACGUGGGAUUUUCAGGGAGUACGGGCAUGCUCGCAAGUUGCCAUUUCAUUCUGGGUUGGAGCUUUGAAGUGAACAACAGAGCUCAAGAUUUAGAUCUCUCUCGUCUUCCUUGGUAUCCAAGAGUUAUAUCUUCAUCAAGUAGUCGAUUAUCCAUGGGUGCUAAGAUUGGUAUAUCCCUGGCAGCCGUGUUCCUUGCACUAUCUGCCAUUGCAUUCACUGUAUACAUUGUUCGAUAUCGAACAGAGAAGAAGAAGGUGGAAGAGUGGGAGUUGGAGUAUGGGCCCCAAAAAUUCACUUACAAAGAGCUCUAUACAGCAACCAAAGGCUUCAAGGCCGAAAGACUAAUUGGCUGUGGAGGAUUUGGAGAGGUUUACAGAGGAGUUUUGCCCAACUCAGAUUUGGAAGUUGCAGUGAAAAGAGUACAACAUGAAUCAGAGCAAAGGCUAAGAGAGUUUUUAUCAGAGAUACAAAGCAUAGGGAGACUCAGGCACAGGAACCUGGUCCAGCUCUAUGGUUGGUGUAGGAAAAACUGUCAGCUCCUCUUGGUCUACGAUUACAUGCGCAAUGGUAGCCUCGACAAGUAUCUGUUUGAUAAGAAAGCGCCAGUUUUGAGCUGGGAGCAAAGGUUCAACAUCGUAAGGGGCGUGGCUUCUGGCCUCCUAUACUUGCAUGAGGAGUGGGAUCAAGUGGUCAUACACAGAGACGUGAAAGCAAGCAACGUAUUGUUAGAUGCUGAUAUGAAUGGUCGAUUAGGUGACUUUGGCCUGGCAAGGCUAUACGAGCAUGGUUCCGACCCAUACACAAGCCAUGUGGUUGGCACACUAGGCUACCUAGCACCUGAGCUAGCUCGAACCGGCAAGCCCACCACUGAGUCAGAUAUCUUCUCAUAUGGGGCAGUUUUACUCGAAGUGGUUUGUGGUCGUAGGCCUAUCGAGCCUCAAGGAUCACCAGGAGAAGCUGUACUGGUCGACUGGGUUUGGAAACUGUUCAUAGAUGGUAGGAUUUUAGAAGUUAUCGAUCUGAGACUCGGGGAUUGCUACAUUGAAAAUGAGGUGCUGAUGGUGUUAAAGUUGGGAUUGCUAUGCUCACACCCAAUACCUGGCUCGAGGCCAACCAUGAGGCAAAUUGUCCAGUAUUUGGAUGGGGGGGUUGAGUUCCCUGAUCUUUCAGUUGAUGAUAUGUUGGUUAGCAAUACGGAAAUUGAAGAAUAUGUUCGAACAUAUAUGUCUUUGAACGAUGGAUAUGGAACGACCUCAUCUAUAAUGCCUAUCUCGGGGCUCUCGGGAGGUCGCUGAUAAUCUCAAUUUUCUUUUUUGGUUAUGGAGUCUGUAAUAAAAUAAUGCAUCAAUUUUCAGAUACUGAUAGUAUGAAA
This is a messenger RNA of Amborella trichopoda, 2495 nucleotides long. RefSeq names its product L-type lectin-domain containing receptor kinase SIT2. The record is from RefSeq and is a predicted model, not a curated record. Gene Ontology annotation, molecular function: ATP binding; carbohydrate binding; protein kinase activity. Lineage: Eukaryota; Viridiplantae; Streptophyta; Magnoliopsida; Amborellales; Amborellaceae. Gene Ontology annotation, biological process: protein phosphorylation.